This is a messenger RNA of Cylicostephanus goldi, 315 nucleotides long. The record is from the annotation of a GenBank genome assembly. Lineage: Eukaryota; Metazoa; Nematoda; Chromadorea; Rhabditida; Strongylidae.
AUGGGGUCGGACGAGAGUUUCGUCAUUCUUUAUGGAUCGCAUACUGGACAAGCAGAAUCUAUAGCUAAACAUAUAAAGGAAAGUGGUGAGCUGCUUGGACUUCGGCCACGUUUAUACGCUUUGGAUGAAAAUGAGCGACAGUACUACAUAGAGCGAGAAUCGCUUGCAGUGGUCGUUGUUUCGUCCACCGGUGAUGGUGAUGCACCGGAAAAUGCUGCUCGUUUUGUUCGGCGUCUAUCAAGGAAGAGCUUGGAAAAAAAUUUUCUCGAGAAUUUGGAUUAUGCUUUACUUGGUGAGUCAGUUCAUAGCCACUGA